Molecule: messenger RNA, 2280 nt
Organism: Planococcus citri (citrus mealybug)
Lineage: Eukaryota; Metazoa; Arthropoda; Insecta; Hemiptera; Pseudococcidae
Exons: 6
Coding region: 218-1033 (271 amino acids)
Source: RefSeq, a predicted model, not a curated record
GUUAUAUGUGAGAUAUCUAACUCCUUCAAAACCCAAUAACACCUUGAAAAAAAUCAAAUUCAUUAUAUUGUCGUCAAUAGGUACGUGACAUAGGUUUCUGAAAAUUACACGAUACAGAUAUUUUUUGUAUGAAAAUCUACUCCUAUAAUUUUGACAAAGAAUAUCUUUUUUGUGCAAAUUCCAAAUUUUCUGGCCUAGUGCCCUAAAAAAGCUCACAAUGUGCUCGUCCAGGAUUUUCUUUAUUUUCACUUUUUCCCUCGUAUUGGUCAGUAUUGAAGCUUCAGAUCCUGAUAGUUCAACUAACGCUGAUACAAAAAAGUACAACCCGCUUUACGUCGUUUUCGAAAACUACAAAUACAGUUUGGUCGACUCAAUCAAGUACAACUCAGUACUGAAAAAUCAUAACUAUGAAACAUCCGAAGACAAAGUGAAAAUGUUGGCAGCUUGCCCAAAAAAAGAUACCCCAAUCGAUGAAGCGCUUCUCGAAAUAAUGCCCGUGGAUGAAAAAACCCUCGACGUUGACGGUUACAAAUGCGAUUCGCCUGGUACAUUCUUCACCAAACAAAAAACUCACGGCGAGCAUAUCGUUAUUGGUUUCAUGAUUUACGAUAAAAAUAAUCACUCCGGACAUAUAGGAAUUCUGCCAGGAACACCAUGGAAUCAUUUUCCAAUACCUUUAAUAAAAAUCGCAUACAAACAAUUCGUGAAUCGAAGCAUAACAAGUUGGCACGAGAUUAACUUUUCAGAUAUUCUGCCUCUGGAUGAAGACCCCGAUCAGCAAUUGCUGAAUAAUUCAGUAUAUGAGAAAGAUGUCGAGUUUUACGGUUACGAUAUCGACCCGGCUUACAAAGAAAAAAAUCAAUCGAGAUUUGUUAGAGAAUUUUUCAAAAAGGAAUCGCAAUCCAGGCUGGUUAAAUUGCAACUAGCACCAUCGGCAGAUUUCUACUUCGAUGAGUGGAAGUCGGCGACACGAAGUAAUAUCAAAUACUAUCAACUAACAAUACUGGCAACUCUGUUGAAAAAUGAUGUUUAAUCCUCCUAGCGGCCAGGCAAGUAACUAAAUCCUAUCAGAAGCAUUAUGAUUGGUUGAAUUGAAUUUUGCGGUAUUAUGAUGUUUUAUCAGUUCGUUUUUUUAGUUUGUUGUGUGGUACUGACUGAUAGCCGCGAGAUUCAAAUCGACCAAUCACAGCCCUUGACAUGAAUGCCUAUUACUUACUGUUACUUGCCAAGCCGCUCAGAUAGCGCCCUUGUUGCGACAAAAACGCCCAAUGUAUUUUAAAUGGAGUUGCCAGUAUUGUUAGUUGAUAGUAUUUGGUAAUAUCAACACAACGCCCAUUUGGCAAGAGCUUGUUGAAGAAUGGAAGCAGCUUGAGAGAUUCAUAAGACAAAUCAGCAAAGUUCUCGGCGAACUACAUAUCGUUACCGGAGGUUACCCUCCUGCCACCACGACCCACCCUGAUGAUGACGAAAUGUCCAUUUUAUUACCUUUUUAUGAAAACCCCAACAAGAGGGCACAAGAACGAAUACCCGUACCGAUGUUUCUGAAUCUCUACAAAGCUGUCGUUUUCACUCAAAAACGUGCCGAGGAGAAUGCCGAAGAGAAAUUGAUCCGUUACGGAAUUCUAUUCGAAUUGAAAAACGAUCCUCGAGCUAAAGCUCACGAGUUCAACGAGAUAGCUGUUAAAAACGGCUGGAACUAUUUAGGCAAGCAAAAUAAAAAAAGCGAGACUCGAUUCAACGUGUACGAGUUGAAUGGCGAUACUUUUAAAAAGAUGAAUGUUUAUCAUGGAGAAGUGUAUAGGCCGUUUGAUUUGAACGAGGUGAUAAAAUUAUGGAGGGAUGAGAAAAAUCAAGAGUUUGAAAGGAAAGUUGACGUACUUGAGGAGAUGGGGUUGAAAGAAAAGAGUAUCGGAGGUGCUCUUGAUAAGACUACCAAUGCCUAAGGUGAUGUUUGAUAUUUUUUUAAAAUUAAUUUGUUGUUUUCCUAAAUUAGUAUACCUAUUUAAGUAACUAGAAUUAAGUAAGCAAAUAAUCUACCUAUAGGUAAGUAUAGAUCUAUAAUAAGUUAUUAGUAAGAUUGAAAUAUUUUUUUGCAGAAUUUUUUCACCCAAUAAAUUUAAUUGACCAGUUUUAUCUCAACGCGAAAUGAAAAAUAUAUCCCUUGCACCUAAUGAAUUUUUUAAUGAUACGAUUAUAACUGUAACAUGGAAACCACUUCAUUCCCCCCCUUCGAGAUUGAGGAAAUUACAGCAGUCCACAUUGAUUUAUAGAUAAACCUAA